CUCGUUGCUUGACAGGUCUCCAGGCUGCUCUCCAUGAUUCUUCUUCUCGGGCUGUUCCUCAACAUUCACCGUCUUCUACACCUUCUAGGAUCGCUCACCAAUGCCGCCGGUAUCUGUCCAUCAGCUCUACCAACGUCUUGAAACCGUAGGGAAGGGCGCAUACGGGUCGGUACAUAAGGGCAGGGACUUGCGCACGGGUGAGGUAGUGGCGCUCAAGAUCAUUAACCUGGACACGGAGGACGAUGAUGUAGGAGACAUACAGCGCGAGGUUGCGCUCCUCACCCAGCUCCGGGACGCCCCCAACGUCACGAAGUACUUCGGUUGCUAUAUGGACGGGCCCAGGGUGUGGAUUGUCAUGGAGUACGCGCAGGGAGGCAGCGUACGGACGCUCAUGAAGGCAUGCAAGGACGGCGUGGUGGAAGAGAAGUACGUCUCGGUCAUCAUCCGCGAAGUCCUGAACGGCCUCAGCUACCUUCAUAAAUCGUCUAUCAUCCACCGCGAUUUGAAGGCCGCUAAUAUCCUCAUCACCUCCACUGGGAAGGUGAUGAUAUGCGACUUCGGUGUCUCUGCGCUCCUAGUCACGGCUUCCAGCAAGCGCAACACUCUGGUCGGUACGCCACACUGGAUGGCGCCCGAGGUCGCGCAUGCGUCUGCGUACGACUCCAAGGCUGACAUCUGGAGCUUGGGCAUCAUGAUCUACGAAAUGAUCAAGGGGAGCGCCCCGAACUCGCACAUUGUGGACCAGGCGAAGCUCAUUCAGCUUAUCCCGCGCAUGAAACCGCCGAGGUUGAAUGAGGGAGAGGGUAGCAGAGAACUUCGGGACUUUGUGGCGGCGUGCUUGCGAGAAUCUCCAGCAGAUCGGCUUUCUGCGGACGAGUUAUCGAAGACGAAGUGGAUCGUCUCGGUCCGCAAAGUCCCUGUGACUGUUCUGAAGGACUUGAUCCUCCGCUAUGAUGCAUGGACCAAGGGCGGCGGCUCGCGUGCGAGUAUGGCUCAACCUCUUCCAUGGGAGGAAGAGGAGGAACGAGAGCGCAAUCCGCAAGCAGACGCCGUGUACGAGGACGACAAUCCUUGGGAAUUUGAUACGGUCAGAGGGAGAUCGUCACUCAGUCUAGACAAUUUUGAGGUGGACAACUCACUGCUCGCAAUGUUGGAAGACGAGUCAAUAGGCGAGCAAUCAACUGUCCGACCGCCACCCACCAACGUCCCAGCCACGCUGCGGAACCUCUUCGAUUAUGGUGACCCCCCACCACCUGAGCCGUUCCGCAUGCCGACGUUUGACUCGCCCUACGAUGACCCUCUGAUGACGAAUCCAUCUCUUAACCUUUCAGCCGCCCUCCCUACACGUGGUCGUAGCCCUUCGAAGGGUUUGACUACCCCGGAGCCUACUCUCGGAGAGGACCUGCGUACUGCGAAACAGUCGAGCUUUGUGUUCCCUCCACGAGCGCCUACCCCUCGCUCAAAAACCCCCGGCGCGGAACAGGAUGAGGGCGAGCUGCCUCCUACUUCCCCGAUCGAGCGAAAGCGAGAUCGCCUCCCUCCUCUCGGUCCCGGGAUACCACGGAUGCUCGCACCGAUCUCAACCUUAUCGGAUAAUGACAGCAAGCCUCCGGCUUUGUCGUCCAACAAGUCUGCACCAACAUAUCGUGAGAUCCGUUCCAACCGCGGUGUGCCGGACAUAGAAAUUCCAGGGCCUUCACCUAUAGAAGCGUCGGUCGACAGUCCCCCUCCUAUCGUCCUAUCUACGUCAUCUCCCGAGCGUACGACGCCCAGCCGACCAGCUCCAAACCGGAAACGGUCCCAAAGUAGCGCCCCUGGCCUGGCGUCUCCUUCCACCUCUGGCAUCACGUCUGCCACACCACGAGAACGCAACCUCGUAACCCCUGACUUCCGUUUUCCACCCCUCUCCCCCAGCCUCAGUGCUGACCGAAACAAUACUGCUCCUUCCCCCGUACCGACUUUUCGACUACCCCAUGGCCAUAACCGACGAUCACCCACACAUUCCAGUGUGUCCACUAUUUCCACGAUAUCCACCGUUUCCACUACGUCUAGUGUCCACCAAACUUCUCAGUCUCUGGAUGCAUCCAUUCUCCCCAAACGUCUCGCUUCACCUGGUGGCUCCCUCCCAAUGCCGCCGCCGAUUAUGCGGGCACGGUCAGCGACAGCGACGACAGAAGCAAGCCCGUUCUCCGCCGCGCAGAGCCUGAUUAUGAGUCCGAAGGGACCGUCGAGGCGGCCCAGUCUGCAUCGCUUAGGGUCUGCCUCUGUCCUCGAUAUGCCUACACGACCUUUUGCGAAAGGUCAAGAUCGGAGUGGUAGCCCUGUCGAGUCGUCAUUCAGUACAUCGUCGGGCAUCCCCCUGCCUGGUCUUCGAGACGUGUUGAAGAUCCCGACCAUCAACUUCGAGCAUAAACACGCCCACGCAGAUCUCUUGCCUCCGUCACCUGCACCCUACCCCGUACCUCCAAGAUCUGCCAAGUCACCCCUCACACAGCUGAACUCGACAGCGUCAUCUUCGACGACAUCUCUCAACUCCCUCUCCUCGCAGCCGAAUAUGUCCUCCACCGACCUUCGCUUCGCAUCCGACAGCUCCUACACGACACACUCACGAUCCCUCUCCCUCGGAGGGUCCCAGACGUUACCUCUUGUUCCGUCGGACAUGCCUCCAUUACGACCGCUCGAUCUAGGGCCGCUUAUGCACUCGCACGAAUUGACGCACGCGGAGCUCGCGCGGACAGUGGACGAGCUGCAGAGCUGGAUGCAAGUCGUCGAGGCCGGGCUCGCACAGAUGCUCGACCGGGCCGCACAGGACCAGCUGACCAUCGAGGAGGAGACGGAGGACGCGGGUGUGUUCGACCCUCGGCUCGACGACGAUCCUCUGCGGCUCUCGGACGGCCGGACGGCGACCCCGCAUCCGUAUCCGUUGCCUCUUCCCUUGGAGUAGCGGGUCUCACGGGCCGGACACUGCUGAACCGGUCGUUGACUGCCACUGUGCCUGUUGUUGUCUGUGUCGUUCGGUUUCACUCGUGCUUGAGCCUGUGACUGACUUUGAGUGUUCGCCUGUAUCAUCGGUCCGCGCUAUAGAGACAUUGCUGUAUGUACAGUAUAUCAUGACCGGCUCCCUGCAACUCUGUAUGCUUACACUGCGGCUCGCUGGCGUCGCUCGCAUUUUGCGUUCUUGACGCUUCGGUGGUCAUGCAUCCUUCUUUUUUCCCGGACUGUGGCUUCGUACUAUACGGCUAUUGACGAUGGCAGAUAUGUGAGACUGCAAGGAACGUGAAGCGAUACUGAUACCGGCACGCGUCCCAAGUGCGGGAUCCCAACCCAAAGACAAAUUGUUUUCGUACGCUACGUGGCCCCUGGCGGUGACUCACGCACUGGACCACAGUCAAUGACAUGAUUCGU
Molecule: messenger RNA, 3405 nt
Organism: Dichomitus squalens LYAD-421 SS1
Lineage: Eukaryota; Fungi; Basidiomycota; Agaricomycetes; Polyporales; Polyporaceae
Product: Pkinase-domain-containing protein
Exons: 4
Coding region: 101-2944 (947 amino acids)
Biological process (GO): protein phosphorylation
Molecular function (GO): protein kinase activity; ATP binding
Source: RefSeq, a predicted model, not a curated record